This is a messenger RNA of Malaclemys terrapin pileata, 3117 nucleotides long. RefSeq lists its product as uncharacterized. Bases 2055 to 2816 code for a protein of 253 amino acids. NCBI's taxonomy places the organism in Eukaryota, Metazoa, Chordata, Testudines, Emydidae. The transcript is spliced from 3 exons. The record is from RefSeq and is a predicted model, not a curated record.
CCUGGAGCGAAUUCUGAAGCUCCAAUUAUACAACUGCUCCAGGCACAAAGAUCCCAGGGAAGUACCUUGAGGUGAUGGUAGAGGUAGAACCGCCGUCUGGGAGGACACUGGAAUGAACGGGGCUCCAGACGCAGUGUGAAACAGUGAAAGGAGCAGUAGUGCAGGGUGUAUCUGAGUCACUGUUUGUUUUGUUCUCCCCUUUAUUUUGGUUACUUGAUGUACGUUGAGCUACCAGAGCUGCCCCUUUAAAGGCCCAGGGUGGGGCACUCGAUGGAGCUGCCCGGCAAGGUCUGUGGGCAGAGUGCGCCUGCGCUGAACGCCCUUCCUGCAGCUGCAGGGUGGCGGAGACCCCACCUGCGGGAAGCUCCCUAAAGACAGGGCGGGACUCUGGGAACGGGGUUCUCCUAAGACAGCAAAGCCUGUCCCUCGGGAGUGUAACGCGCACCCUCGUUUCAGCCCCGCGGGGCCAUUGGGACAUGGUUACAUGAGCACUCGAUAUUUUUUCCCUGCCUGGGUCAUCUGCAGAAUUUAACCCCAGGAUCUUCGGGUCCAUAGCAAGCCCCCUCUCCCACUCGCGCUCCGGGAAUGACGGGCGGAAGAAGCCGGCGGUUACCCUGUGUGUGGGUCGCCCCAUGGUGGGGGGAGACGCACUCUCUGCCAGUGGGAUACACGACUGUUUGUGAGACCGCUUUGCCGUGUUGUCUGUCGGGACGCCUGGGUUCUGUUCCUGGCUCGGGGACCAGAGUGGUAUGGUGGUUACAGGCAACCUAGCCAGGCUCAUUCUGAAAGGCAGAGUGGUGCAGGAGAUGAGCUUUGGGCUGUCCUAUUAGAGACCUGGGUUCUGUUCCUAGCUGCGCACAGUGACCUGUGUCCCCACCCAGUAUCCUGUAUGGUGGGCAGGGGACGGUGGGCUGGGUGAGCACGAAGGGCUGUGAAUGGCCCAAAAGUAUUCAUAGAGGAUAUGGGAAUAGCCCAGACUCGAACUCGUAGCCUUGCAGGCUACUGCACCUCCCCCUAACCCGCAAUGUGUCUCCGGGACAGAGCCCUCUCGCUCGGCCUCAGCCGGACUUGGUAUCAGAAGUGCAGGCGGGUGUGACCACGCUGCCAAAUGCAGGAGUGUCGCGUGUGAGGCAGGGCCCGGGGCAGGUCUGAGUAUACAGCUGUGAAGCCAGAAGUCAAGUCAGAAUCAGGUUUGGGUCUGUUGGUUCAGACCCUCGAACCCUGUACUUAGUUAAGUGGGAUUUAAAUGGGGCUGCUCAGGUGAGUAAGUGUUGGCGGGAUCAUCGCUAAACCUCGUCCUGCACCGACGUGCAGCCAGCCCUGCCCUCCUUCACCCAGGCAUCACCCCUCAGACGUCACUUACAUGCCACUAGACUCAAGGGGAUUACACAAGUGUCAGAGCGCCAGGAUCUGGCCCUCACCCAUUGCUCAGAUGCAAUGCUGGCCGCCUGUCGUCUGAGCUCUGCCCGUCUCGUGACACCUAACAGUCACUUCUCAUCGACUGUUAGGCCAAGAGGAACCAUUAGAUCAUCUGUGAUCUUCUGCGUAGCACAGGGCAGAGAACGUCAUCCAGCGAUUCUCAGUGUUUCUUCCAGAAAGAGACUCCAGGCUGGAUUUGUAGCACUGGGUUCUAGUUGUAUUUGUUCACAAGCCAGCCUGGCUUACGACUCAGAGCUGGCAGAAAGCCAAGCCAUUUCCCAGACAAGCUAGGAUGCCAUCGAGGUCCAAAGUCGACUCCACCCCUCAUUAUGCAAUGAGAAUGGACAUUAAACCUAAUAAGUUUCCAGAGGGGGAAGUGCUCACAAGCAUUUCCUUCAUGUGAGAUCAGUCAGAGAUUCAUAGAUUUUAAGGCCAAGAGAGACCAUUAGAUCAUCUAGUCUGACACCUGUAUUGCGCAGGCCAUUACAUCCCACCCAGUUACCCCUCUGUUGAGCCCAAUAACUUGUUUGGCUGAAGCAGCUUCCAGAAAGGUGGCCAGUGUGGAUUUGAAGACAUCAAGAGAUCGAGAAUCUACCGCUUCCCUUGGUAGCUUGUUCCCAAGUUUAGCAUCUAAAAUGUCAAGCUACAUCAUUCAAGUUGCCAACAACAGUAAGGGAUGUGUCACCGUUGUUGUUAGUACCAAUCCGGUAUUACGAUCGUUGAGUGAGUCUCUGGUCGUGCCUACCUACGACCUCCUCAAGUCAUUCUUCACUAAGGAGGAGCUGAGAGUUUCACCAGGGGAAACGUCAGUUGUAAACGAAGUUGGUAUCUUGAAAAUCUUCACCUAUGGAGUUGGGUUGACCGGAGCAGAAUGGUACUACAUUAAGGUGACAAGAGAGGAUGAUGAGGGGGUGGCUGUGUGUCAAACUCCUCUGCAUUGCACCUGGAUUGUGGAUGAUGACAAAAUCUAUCGGGAAGAUAACCAGUCAAUAUGCAAACCAUUUGGUUUUGUACCUGAUGAUAAAUCCAGCUACAUCAUUAAAGUUACCAACAAAACCAAAGAAGUCAUCAAUGUUGUGGUUCACGAAGGUCGGCUAGCCCAAGUGCUGAGUCCUGAAAGAAUUCUAAGCCACGUGAGAGACAGUUACUUCAACUCAGGGGUUGCAGUUGAUCCAGGAAAAACAAAAACUAUUAAUAAAGUGAACCCCAAGAAGUUAUCCUCCUACAAAUCCAUCGGUAUUGUAGCGGGCAUGGUAAAUAUAUCAACCCAUUCUAUAAAGGUGAAAAGGGGUGAACAGAUCGCUCAGUGUAACACCCCUUUGCAUUGCACCUGGAUCGUGGAGAGCCAUGGAAUGUGGCAAGAAAAUAAACCUACAGAAGUUUACAAAUUUCAAUAACAUGCUUUUCUCCUGCUGCUUGCUUAUAAAAUAUCGAGAAGACGACGACCCCCAAUUAAUACACCUUAUAAAUCCAUGGGGCUUCGCCAGUAUUGGCUUUAAGAGCCAACACAACAGUUGUGUGUGUCCUGGUGACUAAAUAUGUGAGCUAAUGAUUUGCAACAAAUAAUGUAUCUGACAAUUUUUUUCAAUUUUGAAUAAAUCACUUGCAAAUAAUUUGUCGUACUAUUUAGCUAGUUCCACCGAGUCAGUAGAAUGUAUUUACCACUUUUGUGACAAUCGAAUAAACUCUCUAUGAAUA